UUCACUAAAAAUCUUUUUCCCGUUUGUCACCGUCCACCGCCUUAUCGUCUCCCCUGCCACGUCGGCGCUGCCCUCUUCUCUGUUCCAAUUGUGGUGUUUGACAUAGCGAAAUUCACACCAUUAAACCUCUCCCCGGACCGACUAUAUAAACCCAACCACUGUCUUUUCAAACCAACUAAAUACCAUUAAAGAUGGCCAUCUUCCUGGCACCAUCGCCGUCUAAAGUUAAGCCAUUUUCCUUCGCGCGCCCGCUUCGCCGGCAAGCGAACUGCGCGGUUCUGUCAAAUGCAGUCAAGUAUGAAAGUCCCAAGAAAUUUUCAUCAAAACUUUCAGUGCAAUUUCGCUGCGACAAGGAAAAAGGUAUAAUCGGGGGGAGAGCGUUCCCAAUUGUGAUGGCGGCGGCGGCGGUUCCGGUGCCGGACGGCGCGAAAGAUUCCGGCUUUGGGAAAAUCCCGUUCUCCGACGUGGAGGUCAAGCGUCCAAGGAAUGUGUUUUCCGGCAGGCAGUGGAAUUCUUUGGAUGUGGCCACGGCGGCGGUGCUAGCGGCCAUGCAUGUGCUCUGUCUGUUCGCGCCUUUCACGUUCAGUUGGGGCGCUUUCUGGGUGGCGUUCUGGCUUUACGUCAUCACCGGACUUCUGGGUAUCACGCUUUCUUUCCAUAGGAAUCUCUCUCAUAGGAGCUUCAAGCUUCCCAAAUGGCUUGAGUACUUCUGUGCCUAUUGUGGUGUUCAAGCCCUUCAAGGAAAUCCAAUUGAUUGGGUGAGUACUCAUAGGUACCACCACCAAUUCUGUGAUACUGAGAGGGAUCCUCACAGUCCCUAUGAAGGGUUUUGGUUCAGUCACAUGAAUUGGCUCUUUGACACCAAUGCUAUUGUUGAGAAGUGUGGAAGGCCUGCCAAUGUGGGGGAUUUGGAGAAACAGCCAUUUUAUAAGUUCAUUGAGAAAACGUACAUUAUCCAUCCUAUCCUGCUUGCGGCUUUGCUAUAUGCUGUGGGAGGAUUCCCUUAUAUUGUGUGGGGCAUGGGGGUGAGAAUUGUGUGGGUGAACCACAUUACCUGGUUUGUGAAUUCAGUAUGCCAUGUUUGGGGAAGUCAGCCAUGGAACACGGGCGAUCUAUCUAGGAAUAACUGGUGGGUGGCGAUUCUGGGGUUCGGGGAGGGUUGGCAUAACAACCACCAUGCGUUCGAGUAUUCAGCCCGGCAUGGCCUGGAGUGGUGGCAGGUGGACAUGACAUGGUAUGUAGUGAAGGCUAUGGAGGCUGUUGGUUUGGCCACUGAUAUCAAGCUGCCCACGGAAGUGCAUAUGCAAAAAUUGGCUUAUCCUCAAAAAUCUUGAUAUGAUAUGAUGCUGCUUGGCCCUCAAUGUUCUCCAACUUUAAUUUGAACGUCAUAUGAUUGAGAAAUUUGACAGUGAAAUACCAACUUAACGUAACGGUUCUUUUUCCAUGUAAUUAAGAUGUGUCGGAAUUUUGGGGCUUCUUGUAUUCAUACUUAACAUUAUUCAUAUUUUAAAUAUGGAUCAUGAUUUAUAUA
Messenger RNA from Ipomoea nil (Japanese morning glory), 1531 nucleotides. RefSeq names its product palmitoyl-monogalactosyldiacylglycerol delta-7 desaturase, chloroplastic-like. Gene Ontology annotation, cellular component: endoplasmic reticulum membrane. The transcript has 5 exons. Gene Ontology annotation, biological process: lipid metabolic process. The record is from RefSeq and is a predicted model, not a curated record. Gene Ontology annotation, molecular function: oxidoreductase activity, acting on paired donors, with oxidation of a pair of donors resulting in the reduction of molecular oxygen to two molecules of water. Bases 192 to 1334 code for a protein of 380 amino acids. NCBI's taxonomy places the organism in Eukaryota, Viridiplantae, Streptophyta, Magnoliopsida, Solanales, Convolvulaceae.